This is a messenger RNA of Aspergillus oryzae RIB40, 459 nucleotides long. RefSeq lists its product as uncharacterized. The transcript has 2 exons. The record is from RefSeq and is a predicted model, not a curated record. Lineage: Eukaryota; Fungi; Ascomycota; Eurotiomycetes; Eurotiales; Aspergillaceae. Bases 1 to 459 code for a protein of 152 amino acids.
AUGACGGAUGCCAUGCAUGUUUCAAGUUUAAAACGUCUCGCUGCGGACCACGCCGCAUUGCAUGAUGACCUGCCCCCGAACUAUCUCUUCCCAUCGGAGGACUCGUCGAGCGAUGACCUCACUCAACUUACGACCUUGCUGGCCGGUCCGCAGGGAACACCAUACUCACAAGGCCUAUGGCGCGUACACUUGAAGAUGCCGGAUGACUAUCCUAAAAGUCCGCCGAAGGCGACCUUCAAAACUCGCAUAUGGCAUCCCAAUGUGGAGGAGUUGACGGGCGCGGUCUGCGUCGAUACACUGAAGCGGGACUGGAAGGCGACACUGACGUUGAAGGAUGUUUUGGUUGUAAGUAUGCACCGUCGCUGUGAGGGGUAUAAUCGGACAGAGGCUAAUGAAUUGCGGCGCGCGUAUAGACGAUUUCAUGCCUGCUCAUUUAUCCCAACCCGGAUUCUGCGUUGA